This is a messenger RNA of Cyanistes caeruleus (blue tit), 868 nucleotides long. RefSeq names its product olfactory receptor 6E1-like. Gene Ontology annotation, molecular function: G protein-coupled receptor activity; olfactory receptor activity. Lineage: Eukaryota; Metazoa; Chordata; Aves; Passeriformes; Paridae. Gene Ontology annotation, cellular component: membrane. Gene Ontology annotation, biological process: G protein-coupled receptor signaling pathway. The record is from RefSeq and is a predicted model, not a curated record.
AUGAACCGCACAACUGUGGUGGAAUUUGUCCUCCUGGGACUGGCUAGCAGCCGCCAUUUGGAGAUCACCAUCUUUCUGUUUCUUGCCAUUGCCUAUUUCUUGAUCCUGCUUGGAAACAUUUCUGUCAUCAGCAUCACUCUUAUGAAUAACUUCCUUCAGACCCCAAUGUACUACUUCCUCAGGAAUUUUGCCCUUUUGGAAAUCACUUUCACCUCCACAUUCCUCCCCAGCACCCUGUACAGCCUCCUGACAGAGAGGAAGACAAUUUCCCUGCUUGGUUGUUUCCUUCAGAUGCUGUUUUUCUACUGCUUGGGUACCUGCACGCUUUUCCACAUGGCAGUGAUGUCCUUGGACCGUUAUGUUGCCAUUUGCCACCCUUUGCAUUACACAGCUAUCAUGAGCAGCAGAUUUUGCCUGCAGCUGAUCCUGAGCUGCUGGGCAGUGAGUUUUCUCUUGAUGUUUCCUCCCACCAUUAUGACCGUGCAGUUGCCAUUCUGUGGUCCCAAUGUCAUGAACCACUUUUACUGUGACACUUCCCUGUUGUUGCAAUUGUCCUGUACAGACACAAGCUUCAUCGAGCAGCUGAUGUUUAUCAUACUCAUUAUCAUCCUCCCUGGUACUCUGAUAGUAACUGCUGUUUCUUAUGGCUGCAUUAUCCUCACCAUCUUGCAUAUACCAUCAUCUGCAGGUACAUCCGCCCUGCACAGCGAGGAACAGGCAAGUCAAGCAAGCUUUAAAGGAGGGAAUUCUGAAGUUUUCUGGCUCCCUGAGACAGAUGUGAAUGGUGGAGUAGCCCAUCCAAGUAUCUGAAUGGUUUCCCAAGUGCAACAUCUGUAUUGUGAAUUAAAGAUGCUCAUUUCAAAUGGUU